Closterium sp. NIES-65 is the source of this 2670-nucleotide messenger RNA. Lineage: Eukaryota; Viridiplantae; Streptophyta; Zygnematophyceae; Desmidiales; Closteriaceae. The record is from the annotation of a GenBank genome assembly.
AUGCGAAAUGGACGGCCAGGAACUUCGUCGGCACCGGCCGGCUCUGGAAACCAGGUUGAGGUCGAUGAGGAGGAGGAUGGGGGGGAGGAGGAGGAGGAGGAGGAGGAAAGGGAUGACGAAAACGACGAGUGUCCGCCGCGUAGCACUAGUCAGCGCACCUUGGAAGAACGGCUCGGGCGGAAACUUGAAUACAUAGAUGAUCUGCUCGAACAGGACGAGGAUGCCGACCAGGAGAAUUUGUCGGUGCCGCGCGAACAGUGGAGGGCGGCAGACUUUGUCGAGGAAGACAUGGUGUACGCGACCAUCGACGUGCUCGUCUUGGACGCCCUACGCCACCUGCAAAUCGUGGAGAGGAACAGCACGCUGAGGCAGUACACCUCGUGGAUUUAUCACUACAAGAGGUGGGCGGCGAAGAUGUUGAAGCAAAUUCGCAACAAGCUUCCGCAGGAGUACAGGCUUAAGCACGUCGACGAGAUAGGGCACUACAUCCGGGACAACAAGAAGAAAAACUGGGACCAAGAGGCCGAUGUCCCCCGGUCGUACGUGUGGCUGCACGUCCCUAGGGUCACCAAGUCCUGGCUUCGCGCAUACGUGAAGUACAUGGUUCGGGAGUUGAAUCUCGAUGCCGAGUCCAGCAAGAAGGGCGACAACGCCACAGGAACACAGCCUGUGCAAUCUACAACAGUGCACACGCUCCUCGGGCGCAUAAAGGCAUGCCAGAUGGCGGCGAGAGUGGAGGCGACGAUAUACCGGGAGACGGAGCUAAGCAUCAUGCGAGAGAUAUCAGUGGUCAGGUCGGAGGUGCGGUUCAUGAUCCGCACCAAGAACGAGCGGGACAUCAAGGUGCUGCCGACGUGGGCGGCCAAGGCGUGGAACCCGCGGGGUACGGGCCCGUCGCAGACGCUAUGGCGGUUUCUGCUGUUGAAGGUGCUCACGCUACUCUCCCACCACUCUCUCCCCGGCAUAUACUUGUACCGACUGGCGAGCACCUCGUCGGUGAACCCGGAGAGCCAGCCGGUCGUCAUGAUCGGCCAGUUUCACGGCGUCCGCCUCAUUCCGCCGGUGGACACCAGCACACACGCGAGCUGGUACAAGAAGCACCUCUUCUUUGCCAAAAACGACACCGACCAAGGGGAGCUCUCUGCGGCAAGCCACCAACGCUGGACGCGGCAGUUGUGGGACAAAAACGGGGUCUUUUGCAAGAGGAACGUGCACGCCGCUCGAGCCGGAGGGGCCCAGGAGCUGGCCAUCGACGGCACGCCGCGCGCCGAGAUCGCGGAGCUGGGUCACUGGGCGCUCAACAAGAUGACGCGAGCGUACAUCACCGCCAUUCCGGUGGGGGUGGUGAUGAAGAAGGCCGGUUACUCUGGUUACAAGCAGGACUACUUCUUGGGCCGGAGCAGGGUGGAGCCCUCUGAUAAGCUCUUGAAGCUCCUCGCCGAGCACAUCUUCCCCGGCGUCGACGACAUGCUGAAGACGGCGGAAGGGAAGGGUGCCGAGGGGUCCGACGCCGACAAAGCCGCGGUGCACUUCUGGCGCACACUCCAGAUGCUGCGCCGCAUCAUCACCGAGGACCUAGCGGUGAAGCUGGUCCGCACACCAUGGCACCCGUACGUCCAAGGCUCCCUACUCUGCCGGAUCCCCCUCUUCCAGCACUGGGCGAAAUGGGUCGAGAGGGUCGACACCGAGACGAUCAACAAGCGUCGGGACCCGACCCAAAUUCAGGAAGAGGAAAUCUCUGUCCUCAUGGACACCGAGUACUACAACAUAUCCCUCAAGGCGAAGCUGACAAAGGAGAUGGAGCGUGCCGCGAACGAGAAGAUUGACUUCCUGGAGGAGCUCGAGAAGCGCGACGACACCAUCGCGUCUCUCACCGCCGAGAUAACCCGUCUCACCGAGGCACUCCGGGUGUCAGAAGCACGGAGAGUGCCGGAGGCCCCGCUGUGUGCUACCGCGCAAGCUCCCAGCGAGGGUGGCUCGGCGGAUUCGGCUAACAUGGGAGCCGGCGCCGACGGAGGGGACGACAAACCCCCGCCACCCCCACAGACGGACGUGGAGGCUAGUUACGAGCUCAACGUGGUACAACCGUGGCGGGAGGCCAAGACCGUGAGGGACGCCUGGCGCCUCUGGAACUCCGCCACCGCUAAUGACACCCGUCGGCUUCGCGACAGGAUGGCCGAGCCGGGGUUCAUCGACCGCCACACCCUCCUCGCCGGCGCGACGCAGGGUGCACUCAACAAGAGGGUGCGCCGCAUGCUGAAGGUCAUGGAUGCGGUGCGCCAGCUAUGCGCGAGCGACGGCGACGCCGACACCGAGGCCGUGGUCGACACACUGCACAGGAUCGCGGCAUCGGGCAUCGGGACCUUCGCCGAUGCCCUCACGGUGCUCAAACCGGGAACGGCACCGAUGUUGUCCAAAGAGCCUGGUUUGGGAGUCAAGGGGUUGGGCCCCAAGGUGGUGUUGAAGCUACGCCUCGCCUGUGCGCUUGUGGCGCUCAACUUGAAGCAGAGUGAUUGGGUCGAAACCCUGUUUCCAGACACGUGGGAGGAGCAGAUGCCAAAGACCAAGGCCGACCUGGCGAAGCCGACGGCCCCGGCCAAGUCGACAGCACCGGCCAAGCCGACCGCUCCGGUGCACCGUCCUCCGACCAAGCGCAAGAAGUCGGCAUGA